Messenger RNA from Bradysia coprophila, 870 nucleotides. Its product is annotated as DNA oxidative demethylase ALKBH2-like. Gene Ontology annotation, molecular function: cytosine C-5 DNA demethylase activity; broad specificity oxidative DNA demethylase activity; ferrous iron binding. Lineage: Eukaryota; Metazoa; Arthropoda; Insecta; Diptera; Sciaridae. The record is from RefSeq and is a predicted model, not a curated record. Gene Ontology annotation, biological process: DNA alkylation repair.
CGUUUCAUCCUUCAAAAAGAGCCAAAGAAAACGAGAAACUUCCACUUUCAAGAACUCUGAGCAAGUGAAGUCAAAUGUGAAACUAAUUGACGAUAUUUAGAGAUUUAGUGAAUAAAGCUAUUAUGAUGAGUGUAAUCGAACAAUUGAAUGAAAUAGGCAAUAAGCCGAUUGAAACAAAAAAUCUUAAAAAUUACCGAAGAAUUGUAGCCGAACAUCUAGAUGUCGAAACAGCGAUCUUGUUCGAUAAGAGAUUAUCCUAUGAGAUUUACAAGGGAUUAGAUGAUGCGGUGGAGUACUAUGAAGAGAACAGUUUAAAAGUAAAAGUAUUCGGGAAAUGGCAUCCUGUUCCUCGUAAAAUGGCAGCUUAUUGUGACGAGGGUAUUACUUACACCUUCUCAGGCCUAACGAUGCCAACGCGAAACUGGUUUCCACUUCUUUCCCAGCUUCGAGACAUUGUCACCAAGUUAACAGGAUUCGACUAUAACUUUGUCUUAGUUAACAGAUAUGAAAAUGGUAAUCAGCAUAUUGGAGAGCACCGCGACGGUGAGAAAGAAAUCGAUCCAUCCAGCCCAAUUGUAUCGUUAUCUUUCGGUCAACAUCGUGACUUUGUCUUUCGACAUAGCAAUUCAAAAGCGAGACCCGAUUUGACACCGAUAAAAAUGGAAUUACCUAAUGGAAGCAUUUUGGUGAUGAAUCCGCCGACUAAUCAAUUUUGGUUGCACUCACUUCCGAUUCGAAAGAAGGCACUCCAUCCGAGGAUAAAUCUAACAUUUAGGAAGAUUUUCAGAUCUGAAUGAUUCCACAGAGAAAUUGAACUUAAAAAGGAUUUCACUCUAUGCUGGCUUUGUGUGAUAAAUGAAAUAAAAUUUC